GCUCCUGAAAAGGACGACUGUUGUGUCCUGCACGACAAAAAUUUAGGGAAAACAAAGCGACAGCUACAGCCAUGGCAUAAAGUUCUGUAUUUUUUGUAACAUUAUAUAUUUCAAAUUACAAAAUAAAAGGAUUCAAAAAUGUCUCCAGGUUUUGGACAUGAUCCACUUCCAACAUAUAAUUUCACAACAUUGGGAAAUACAGCUUUAUGCCUUUGGCAACAGCCGCAACACUUUCUAUUUCAACUAGCAAAUCUAUGUUUUGUUUUAUCUUAUUCGGCACCAUCUUCGAAAAAAGGCAUACUUUUUAUGCAUUCAAUUCUCAUAAUAGGAUUCAUGUUACUAUCUGGUUGGGCAUGGCACGUGAUUUGUGCACCUGAUAUUUUUUCCUGGAAUUUUAGUUUUCUUGUUUUAAAUAUUUGUCAACUUGUUUAUAUUGUUUAUCAAAUGCGACCAGUCAGAUUUGAUCCUGAACUUGAGGAAGUUUACCACACUCUAUUUUAUCCUUUCAAGGUGACUCGUUUGCAAUUUAAAAGAUUGGUCUGUUCGGAAUUUGCAACAAUAAUGUCACUUCAUGCAGGCGAGGCGUAUGCUAUGCAAAAUUUAACAAAAACAGAUAGACUUGGUCUUUUAUUAAGUGGAAAAGUCAAUGUUCUUAGUGAAUCGAAUUUUUUACAUCCAAUUUUACCAUGUGAAUUUCUUGACUCGCCAGAAUUUGAAAGUUCUCGUGCUUCAGUCGACGAUAAAUUCAAGGUAUCUAUUGUGGCAGCGAGUUCCUGUAGAUAUUUGUAUUGGCAAAGAACGGCUUUGGAAUAUUUACUUGUCAAAGAAACAUAUUUGGCAACAAUAUUAACAACAUUAAUUGCGAGAGAUAUCGCUACAAAAUUGUAUGCUAUGAAUAAUAAGAUUAUCACUGAUAAAGGCUCUCAUUUAGAUAUAAGAUUACCAACUAUUAGUGCUGGUUUAGGUAUUUCUGGCGAAUACAGAAGUCCAAAAACUUCAAGGCAAGCUCUAAUUCGUCGAAGGGAAUCGCAAUUAGCAUCAAAUAAUGCUGGUGCAAAGCCAAAAGAAAGAUCAAUUAAUAACAUGACAAAAUUAGGUGCUCCAAAUAUGGAACCAUUGCCAGAAUUGCCUUCGUUUGACGAUUUGGCUUCAAGUGGCGUUGAAAGUUGGUUAGAUUCUUCGAGCAAAUAUCACAGCUGUGAAAUUGUCGAUGAAGAAUAAAAAUUUAGGAUGAAAAACAAAAGAUUUUAUUGUUAUAUAAUGUUAUUAAAAGUGCAAAGUUAUUUAAAACAAAAAAAAAACCCUGAGUGAUAUUGAUAAAAGACAGGAAGCUGUUGCGAUGUUUUCGACCAAAAUGAUGCUAAGCCUAUUUUAAUAUUAAAAGAAAAAUAUUGGACUGAAAUUUUCUGAAAAAUUCGAAUGAGCUUUUUACAAUGUGUAGUUUCAAUAAAGAAAGGUGAAAAAUCA
Molecule: messenger RNA, 1467 nt
Organism: Leptopilina boulardi
Lineage: Eukaryota; Metazoa; Arthropoda; Insecta; Hymenoptera; Figitidae
Product: popeye domain-containing protein 3
Exons: 7
Coding region: 139-1221 (360 amino acids)
Cellular component (GO): sarcolemma
Molecular function (GO): cAMP binding
Source: RefSeq, a predicted model, not a curated record